AUGGCCCCGAAGACGGAUUCAAACGCAGCUAAUGCGGAACGAAUCUCUGCUAUCGAAGGUCAGAUGAAGAAUGCAAAGGAGCCGUGGAAGCAUGUCUUCCAUGUCGUGACGGAUAAGAUGAAUCUCGGUGCGAUGCAGGUUAUGUUUAAGCUUAAAGAGUAUAAAGGAGCUCAUGUAGAAGUGAAAGCUGUUGAGGACUAUACGUUUUUGAACUCUUCCUACGUGCCUGUGUUGAAGCAGCUGGAGUCUGCCAAUCUUCAGAAGUUCUAUUUCGAGAAUAAGCUCGAGAAUGCGACUAAGGAUACGACCAAUAUGAAGUUUAGGAACCCCAAGUAUUUGUCUAUAUUGAAUCACUUGAGAUUCUAUUUGCCUGAGAUGUACCCGAAGCUGCAUAGGAUACUGUUUUUGGACGAUGAUGUGGUUGUGCAGAAGGAUUUAACGGGCCUUUGGGAGAUUGAUAUGGAUGGGAAAGUGAAUGGAGCUGUAGAGACCUGUUUUGGUUCGUUCCAUCGGUAUGCUCAGUACAUGAACUUCUCGCAUCCUUUGAUCAAAGAGAAGUUUAAUCCGAAAGCAUGCGCGUGGGCUUAUGGAAUGAACUUCUUUGAUCUUGAUGCUUGGAGAAGAGAGAAGUGCACAGAAGAAUAUCACUACUGGCAAAAUCUGAAUGAGAACAGGACUCUGUGGAAACUUGGAACGUUGCCACCGGGACUGAUCACAUUUUACUCGACCACAAAGCCGCUGGACAAAACAUGGCAUGUGCUUGGGCUGGGUUACAAUCCGAGUAUUAGUAUGGAUGAGAUCCGUAACGCUGCCGUUGUACACUUCAACGGUAAUAUGAAGCCGUGGCUAGACAUAGCUAUGAACCAGUUCCGACCACUUUGGACCAAGCACGUGGAUUACGAUCUGGAGUUUGUUCAGGCUUGCAAUUUCGGCCUUUGA
Molecule: messenger RNA, 939 nt
Organism: Eruca vesicaria subsp. sativa (arugula)
Lineage: Eukaryota; Viridiplantae; Streptophyta; Magnoliopsida; Brassicales; Brassicaceae
Source: the annotation of a GenBank genome assembly